CUAGAGAACUGCAGGAUGGCCCCCGACCCCUGGUUUUCAGUGUAUGAUUCUGCUUGCCAAAUCGCACAAGAGAUUGCUGAGAAUAUUCAGCAACGAAAUCGGUAUGAAAGGAAUGGUGAAACUACAACCAAGCUUACCGUGACAAUCAGAGCUUUGUUGCAGAAUCUGAAGGAAAAGAUCGCCCUUUUGAAGGAUUUAUUGCUAAGAGCUGUGUCAACACAUCAGAUAACACAGCUUGAAGGAGAUCGAAGACAGAACCUCUUGGAUGAUCUUGUAACUCGAGAGAGAUUACUUCUGGCAUCCUUUAAGAACGAGGGUGCAGAGCCAGAUCUUAUCAGGUCCAGCCUGAUGACUGGAGGGGCCAAACGAGAAUUACCUAACCCUUGGCUCUUCGAGGAGCCAGAGGAGACAAGAGGCUUGAGUUUUGAUGAAAUUCGGCAACAGCAGCAGAGAAUUAUUCAAGAACAGGAUGCAGGCCUUGAUGCCCUUUCUUCUAUCAUAAGUCGCCAAAAACAAAUGGGACAGGAAAUUGGGAAUGAACUGGAUGAACAAAAUGAGAUAAUCGAUGACCUUGCCAACCUGGUGGAUAACACAGAUGAGAAACUUCGCACUGAAACCAGACAUGUGAAUUUGGUGGACAGAAAGUCAACAUCCUGUGGGAUGAUAAUGGUGAUUUUAUUGUUGCUCGUGGCUAUUGUGGUUGUUGCAGUAUGGCCUACCAGCUAACAAUCAAGGGACCACCAACUGUGAUACCUGCCAUGAUGGAGAAAAGUACAGCUCCUUUUUGGUACAAGAAAUAAAUGCCCCCUAUCUCUAAACUCUUGCUGUGUG
Sorex araneus (European shrew) is the source of this 831-nucleotide messenger RNA. It is a transcript of the gene STX8, whose product is annotated as syntaxin 8. The record is from RefSeq and is a predicted model, not a curated record. Gene Ontology annotation, biological process: vesicle fusion; intracellular protein transport. The transcript has 8 exons. Gene Ontology annotation, molecular function: SNARE binding; SNAP receptor activity. NCBI's taxonomy places the organism in Eukaryota, Metazoa, Chordata, Mammalia, Eulipotyphla, Soricidae. The coding region runs from base 16 to 726 and encodes 236 amino acids. Gene Ontology annotation, cellular component: endomembrane system; SNARE complex.